GCUGGAGGGGAUUUAUUAUUCCGCCAUGUUGUUUGGGUAAUUGACUACUAUUUGAUUCUUUGGAUGAGUUGGGCUCUAUAUAUCUCUCAAAACAAUCGAGGCAAAGGAGUGGACGUGCAGUUCUUUUCUUCUCCAGGCUAGAUUGUCUCUCUCUGGCUAGGAAUAAUGCUCAGGCGCUUCCUUCUGGUAUGUCUCUUCUUGACUUUUGGGAUAUUCAACGCCCAUCAGCAAAACGGGUGAAAACGGCUGCGCAAGAUGAAGUCGUCUCUAUUCCUCCGAGUCGACAGGAAUCAGACACCAUUAAUUCCCAGGAUAAGGACCAGACCCCACUUACUACUACUACUCCGCCGCGCGAGGUCUCAGAUCUGGGCCUGAUUUCAUACCCGGAAUUACCUGCCAUUGACGACCCUGAGGCUCUAUUACCAAGCAGCCAGACGGAGCUGGAAACGUCUUUACCUGAGAUUGCAACGGAUAAAGCUGCCAUUGAGAAGUAUGAAGCCUCCCAAGCGCAGGAUGGCGAACUUGGUCUACGCCAAAGAUUCGGAGAACGAAAAUGGCUGAAGGGAAAGAGCUCCAUAUAUGUCGAUGCAUUCAACCUUGCACUAGAAACAGUGUUAGAGGAGGAAGCGCAUCUAUUCGACGAGGCUGAGAUGGAGGUAUUCAAUCAGUGGAAGGAGCUGUCGUAUGAGGCGCAGUAUUUGUACGUGCGGCUCUUCCUUCGCAAGACUUAUGCAUGGCACCGGUUGAACCGCCUUGGCCACUACGACGAUGUAACAGAUCUACCUGCCGCUGUGGCAGAUCUACAGCGCACCCGCAGUCUCCCAGCGCGGUCCAGGAUUAAGAGUGACAACCCUGCUGAGCUUGAGCCUCCAGAAGGCUCGGUUUUGGGGGACUCUUUCAGAUUUGCUGAGGGGACUGAGGAUAUAACAACGCUUGAAGAAGCUUCUUCAUUGCUACUGCUUGAAGAGCUCAAGGGCCUGGCGAGAGAAGCCAAGGUUCAAGGAAAGAACAAAAAUGAACUUGUCACAGCUUUACGUCAAGCGAGUCAGACCCAAGGGGGACUUGAUUGGACUGCUGACCGGACUGAGGGUGGAGGCUCGAACAGAGAUUCUCAUUUCACGAGGAAGAUCCUUGAUCAUACUGGAGAUUGUAUCAGGCUGUCAUCUGCUCCUCUUCGGCUCUUCGAACGCGUUCAUCUGGUGUUCUAUCGAUCCGAAGAAUGGACCGAAAAGUCCCUCACGACAAUUAUCCUGGCAAAGAUAUCGCGCAAGAACUUUCCGGAAUACAUCGUGUCUCGCUCCAGUGCCAUUUUCCCUUCUAGGGGGGCACUCCUGGAGUUCGAGGCUGCGCUACGGACCCAGUUUCGGAUCGACAAUAUUCUAGAAUUCAAUGGCACGCCAACCCUCGAGCGACUGCAGACGAUCAGGGAUCUCUGUGAGAAGGUAUAUCCUCGAUGGAAGCAUCUACUUGAUCUGGAGCAGCGAAAACAGGAGAGCGUGUACGGGACCGGUGAAGGAGCAUACCUACGUCGCUUCUCCCCAGCUUGGGUUUACACGCGGAUUAUCCACAAGGGUCUACAACCUCUUGGGCGGUUCAAAGAGCACAAGAGGGAACACGAACUUUUGACGGAAUUGCUCGACCAGCGUCUGUUCCAUUCUGCUAGACGCGGGGGCUGGUAUCAGAGAAAAGCUCUCUUGGAAGAACAUUAUCUCUGGGCUCUGACGCCCUCGGAAGGACGCAAUGAAGAAGCUCAGAAAAAGCACUGGAAGCGAAUAGCCUUAAGGACCUGCGAAGAGGGCCUUGAGGAUCCUGACUGUCAUAUUAUAUACCACUACGAUCUGCAAAAGAGGAUCACCAAGUUAGAACGGUCCUUGAAAGUGGUUAAAAGAGAGCAGCAUGAUUUCGGACACGUCAUGCUAGCGAAGCCAGAAGAGCGUGUCAUAGAGGGUAUCCGUCUGGAGAAGGACGAAUCCCCAGCAAAUACCUCUUUCUUGAAGACGGGCGGCGAGCCGCUCUCGAAGAGGGGCCGACCUACCGCAUGGGUCGACGAGCAAAUGGACGGAGGUGAAUGUAGAGUGGAGACUAUGUGUCUGAACUGGUAUAAGGAACAUGGCUGGAAAGGCUAUCAUUCUGAAGGAGGCAUCGUGCGCACUUUGUUCGGAUACCUCUUCUACGACAUCAUCUUCUCCUACGUCCCCAACGUCUUCCAAACCCCAUUCCAGACCUGUCCACUAGACCUCCACACCGACGCAUUCUAUCCAUCCCGCGCAUCUGAGAUAAAUCACCGCCUCGCAGAGAUCUCCAACGGCGCCGCCGAACGCAUCAUCCAAGAUAUACACGCACGCGAAUUCCCCAACCAGACCUGCGCCAUUGGCAUUGACUGGUCAUUCGAGCUCGACGAUCUAGUCGAGAUCGUGCGGUGUUUCCGCGGCGAGGCCCUGGCGACGAUCUGUAAAGUCAUGGCGCAAGAGUAUCAGCAGCGGGGAGGGGGGAUUCCCGAUCUCUUCCUGUGGAAUGUCGAGAGGGAAGAGGUUAUGUUUGCGGAAGUAAAGUCGGAAAAUGAUCGGUUGAGUGAUACGCAGCGGUUGUGGAUACAUGUGCUUAUGGGCGCGGGCGUCAAGGUUGAGUUGUGUAAUGCGGUUGCGAAGGAGGUUAGGGUGAUUAAAUAGGUCAUUCAACUACAAUACAUCUGAUCCCUACUCGGAAGUUUAAGAGAAC
Molecule: messenger RNA, 2718 nt
Organism: Paecilomyces variotii
Lineage: Eukaryota; Fungi; Ascomycota; Eurotiomycetes; Eurotiales; Thermoascaceae
Product: VRR-NUC domain-containing protein
Exons: 3
Coding region: 189-2669 (826 amino acids)
Biological process (GO): interstrand cross-link repair
Cellular component (GO): nucleus
Molecular function (GO): 5'-3' exonuclease activity; flap-structured DNA binding; 5'-flap endonuclease activity
Source: RefSeq, a predicted model, not a curated record